Molecule: messenger RNA, 879 nt
Organism: Grammomys surdaster
Lineage: Eukaryota; Metazoa; Chordata; Mammalia; Rodentia; Muridae
Gene: Cibar2
Product: family with sequence similarity 92 member B
Exons: 9
Coding region: 1-879 (292 amino acids)
Biological process (GO): cilium assembly
Cellular component (GO): ciliary transition zone; ciliary basal body
Source: RefSeq, a predicted model, not a curated record
AUGAACGCCGUCCUCUCCAGGGACAGCCAGGUGAGGGCCAUGGAGAACACGGUGACGAAUGCUGAAAGGUAUUUUGGUCAGUUCUGCUCACUGCUGGCCUCCUACACACGAAAGACGGCCCGGCUGCGUGACAAGGCUGACCAGCUGGUGAAGCAGCUGAUAGACUUCGCCAACACAGAGAACCCCGAGCUGCGGGCCACCAUUCGAGACUUCGCCGAGGAUCUGGCCAAGGUGCAGGAUUAUCGGCAGGCAGAGGUCGAGAGGCUGGAGGCCAAGGUCGUCAGCCCCCUAAAGCUCUACGGUGCCCAAAUAAAGCAGACCCGGGCAGAUAUCAAGAAAUGUAAACGUGUCCAGAAUAAUGAGAUUAAACAACUGGAAAAGCUGGAGAAAUUGAGGCAGAAGUCACCCUCAGAUCGACAAAUGAUUAGCCAGGCGGAGACCAGUGCACAGAGGGCCUCGGUGGACACAAACCGUUCUACCCACCACCUGGCAGAGACCGUGGAUGCCUUCCAGGAGCAAAAGCUGAAGGAUCUCCGGAGAAUCUUCUCUGACUUUGUGACCAUCGAGAUGGUUUUCCACGCAAAGGCAGUGGAGGUGUAUUCCAGUGCUUUCCAGACGCUGGAGAACUACGACUUGGAGAGAGACCUGCAGGACUUCAGAGCCAAGAUGCGUGGAAUUUAUGGGCACAGCGAAGCUCGGCCGCUCACAGAUACCAACCCUGCUCCAUCUGUCCCCUGGCCUCUGGCCAGCCAGAGCGUUCAGAGCACCACGGCACGUCAGGGGAAGGAGACUGGAGACGAAGAGGAGAGUGAGGCUGACUCCGUGGAGGAGAUCCCCCUGGAGGACCUCAAGGGACAGCAGCAAGGACACCGAGACUAG